CAGCAAGACCCGCAUUCCCGAGGCACAUUCCGGUUGCCGGGACGCUGUGAGCUAAGUAUGGAUAUUGAGUAUGUGGGCGAUCAAUGCCUUCUAUUUUAUUGCGAGGUUCUUAUUUUUUAUUCAUAACUUUGAUUCUCUGCUAUCCCCUCCGUAUUGUAUACACCUUGUUUUUCUAUUCUCUUCUCCGUUCCAUGAUUAACCCCGGUACAGAAGAUGAGGCUGGCAAAGUCCCUGCCUGGGGAUUCACUUCCGAGGGGCGUGACCUAGCUAACCCUAUCUAUCCUUGCUGGCCAGUAUUCAACGCACCUUGAUUCCAAAAGGGUGAUAUCCCCGUUUCACGAUCAGCCAAUGUGAGUUCGCCCGGGUGGCUGAUUCCCUUCCCCAGACUCACACUGCACUACCUGUGUGACUAUGGUUUCAGACGCGCUGGUCCAAAACUCGCCACUUGGCAUGGGUAGUUACUGUGGGUGGGAGUGUGUAUUGCAGGUGUUGGGUGGAGGGGAUGCGAUGCGGGCUUCGAUGGUUUGGUUUAGCCCUUGCCCAUUCCUUUCCUUUCCUUGUCCUGGGAGAUGAGGAGGUGGAUGGUUGUGAGUCUCGACGGGCUUAGACUGGGUUUGGUGUAGGUUUUGCAGGGAGGUGAUCCGCGCGGUUGGAAUGACGGCUGGAUUUGAGUUACUGAUACGGGGGAUACGGGGUUGAAA
Molecule: messenger RNA, 701 nt
Organism: Aspergillus candidus
Lineage: Eukaryota; Fungi; Ascomycota; Eurotiomycetes; Eurotiales; Aspergillaceae
Exons: 1
Coding region: 84-311 (75 amino acids)
Source: RefSeq, a predicted model, not a curated record